Molecule: messenger RNA, 237 nt
Organism: Perkinsus marinus ATCC 50983
Lineage: Eukaryota; Perkinsozoa; Perkinsida; Perkinsidae
Exons: 1
Coding region: 1-237 (78 amino acids)
Source: RefSeq, a predicted model, not a curated record
AUGACUUUCAAGAAAGUUGACACCCCGCGCCCGGCGUGCAGGGGCAAGGCUGUCGAGGAAGUGGACUUCCCAUACCUCGGCUUUAAUGGGGUUCGCCUCCUUAAGAGGCAACGCGAUGGCAUGCCAAAAGGCUGGCUUCCGCCAUUCCCUCCAUGGGGGGAAUGGGAGAUCGCGAUCCUUCAUCGUCGAGCAACAUGUCAGUCGGUGAAGAAGAAGCUCGACUUCUCCAAGUUCUGA